CGGGAGAGGUAUUUUAAGAAGGAGAUUUAACUCCCAGCGAGUGACGCACACCGAAGCUCCCACUGGCGCGCAAACUUAAGUUACUUUUGCACGCGGGUAGUGGCGAUGCGCUGAGCUUUGCGCUAGUGUUUGCCGAGGUGCGGCUCAGUAGCUGAUCCUAGUGUCCCGUCUUGGUUUCCCCUCCAGCCUGCAGACCGAGAUCAGCGGAGCGGCCACCGGACACCCACUGAAACAAGCAGCAGCAUGCUGUCGCCGCCAAGUCUGUGCGGGCUCGCCCUGGUGGCGCUGGCUUUUGCCUGCAUUUCGGCUGGAGUCUGGGGAGAGGAUAGAGGAUUCCGGCCAGCUUGGACCACUCCAAGGCUUCUGGAGACCAGAGAGAGAAUAACGCCAUCUACUAAGAUCUCCUGGCCAAGAAGUUCCAACUCCAGCUUGCCAGAAUCCUCGGCACCUGCACAGACACCCGAAAGAGGACAGACGCAUGGGGGCCCACCUCGUCCUCCCUCCGCCUCACAAUGCCACAGAAACAUUGAGAUCAAGGAGACUUUCAAAUAUAUCAACACGGUGGUGUCCUGCUUAGUGUUCGUGUUAGGCAUCAUCGGGAACUCCACACUGCUGAGAAUCAUCUACAAGAACAAGUGCAUGAGAAACGGUCCUAACAUCUUGAUCGCCAGCCUGGCUCUGGGAGACCUUCUGCAUAUCGUCAUUGACAUCCCCAUCAGUGUCUACAAGCUGCUGGCCGAAGACUGGCCCUUUGGAGUUGAGAUGUGUAAGCUGGUGCCUUUCAUACAGAAGGCCUCUGUAGGAAUCACCGUGCUAAGUCUGUGUGCUCUGAGUAUUGACAGAUAUCGAGCUGUUGCUUCUUGGAGUCGCAUUAAAGGAAUUGGAGUUCCAAAGUGGACAGCAGUGGAAAUUAUUUUAAUUUGGGUGAUCUCUGUGGUUCUAGCUGUCCCUGAAGUCAUAGGUUUUGAUAUGAUUACCGUGAACUACAAAGGACGUCAACUACGAACCUGCAUGCUUCACCCUAUUCAGAAAACAGCCUUUAUGCAGUUUUACAAGACAGCUAAGGACUGGUGGCUCUUCAGCUUCUAUUUCUGCUUGCCAUUGGCCACCACUGCCUUGUUUUAUACCCUGAUGACCUGUGAGAUGCUGAGAAAGAAGAGCGGCAUGCAGAUUGCUUUAAAUGAUCACUUAAAGCAGAGGCGAGAAGUUGCCAAAACGGUGUUUUGCCUGGUCCUUGUUUUUGCACUCUGCUGGCUUCCCCUUCACCUCAGCAGGAUUUUGAAGCUCACUCUUUAUGAUCAGAAUGAUCCCAAUAGAUGUGACCUUUUGAGCUUUUUGCUGGUAAUGGACUACAUCAGUAUCAACAUGGCCUCCUUGAAUUCUUGCAUUAAUCCAAUUGCUCUGUAUUUGGUGAGCAAAAGAUUCAAAAACUGCUUUAAGUCAUGCUUGUGCUGCUGGUGCCAGUCAUUUGAAGAAAAACAGUCCUUGGAGGAAAAGUAGUCAUGCUUAAAGUUCAAAGCUAAUGAUCACGGAUAUGACAACUUCCGUUCCAGUAAUAAAUACAGCUCCUCUUGAAAGAAGGAGUAUUCACUUAAUCUCAUUUUCUCUAUCGGACAGAGGUCAUUAAAACAAAGUGAUACAUUUGCCAAAACAAAAAACUAUGUUUGCACAAAACCACAUAAAAAUAUAAGCGGGAUCAUUUUAGCACUCAUAAUUCCACCUGACCUUUUAAGGGCUGUUUUUAGCAUGUGAAGAAGUGAGAAUUAAGGAAGCCUCAUUGUGAAAGCACUUAAUGUUUUACAGUUAGCACUUCAAUGUAGCUCUCAGUAGCUUCCAGUUUAUUCACUCACCGCCUACAAUUAGAAAAUGAACUCACUCGGGAUUCCUGUGGAAGAGGUUUAUUCUUUUUUCCCUUUUUUUUUUCACACGAGGGAUCGAACUCACAACUGUGCAUUCGCAAGGCAGGCGCUUAUGCCGCUGAGCUAAAUCCCCAGCCCAUAUUCUUAUAUCAAGUGAAUUGUAUAAAGGAAAUAUGAAAUUUUAAAAAUCCUUCAUGAAGCAAUGUUUUGUGAGUAGUUAGAAAUAAUGAAAUGAUCAGGAAAAAAUAUUAGAGAAAUUAAGACUUUAUGAAAAUCAUUACAGUCUGCAUUCAGAUAAGAUCAAAGAAACAGAGGUUUGAAUUGCUAUCACAAAAGACUUCUCUGAAAUAUCCCAUUCACAUAUGUUGCAAAGAAAGUGUCUACACUAACUACAGUUUUGAGGAUUGUUAAAAUUUUCUUCUUCCAUUCAUAGUUUAAUCUCUGUUUGUUUAGUUCUGUCACCUGUAAAUAGCUACAUAUCUUACACAUAGAUGAUUAAACAAAGGGCAGGCCCCCGUUUUCAUAGCUUUGCAACCAAGAAGUGCCAGGGACUCCACAACACAAAGGACAAAAUGUGAAUUGCCUGGUGCAGUCUUCACAUGGCAAAGAGCAAGGAGCCUCGCCUCUCGCCCCUGGUCUCCAGCAUUAGAAUGUAAUAGUUACGAUACUGUCUUUCAAGUCGCACAAAGUAGGCAAUGUAGCAGCCACCUGUAAGGCUUACUACUAAUUUUUAUAAUAUUUUUGUAAAUAACCAACAGACGGGUGUCUGGACAUGGUGUUUUUCUAUCAAUUAGAGGCCAAAAUGCUUCUUAGGAUAUGAAAGUCCCUUUAGUUUGUGCAUUCUUGCCUCACUUUUUAAUGUCCUCAGCAAAGUGUCUUAGGUUAACUUGGGAUAAAAUGUGUGUGAAAAUAUGUACAAGAGAAGCAGAAGGGAGAGGAAAUGAGGUGGGGUGGGAGGAAACCCAAGGGGACAGAUUCCCAUUCUUAGCCUGGAGUUCAUCGCUGUCUCGUCACAUCAACGCAAAAGGUCCUGAUUCUGUUCCAGCAAAACACAGCGCAGUGUUCUCAGACUGACUUUAGGGACAAAUUAGACCCAAGAGCUUUAACUCUGUCUUAAAAUACAACAGAAUUUCCAGUCUUUUACUUUUUUUUCUUUCAGUAAACCAGGCCACAUGUUAGAAAUAAGCUAGGAAUGUUACUUUCUGCCAGAAUCUAAUGUGAUGCUACAGUAAACCAAAACCCAACAAUGUGGCCAGAAAGAAAGGCCAGCAAUUAAUUCACAUUUCACAUGUCACAUGGACUCUAUUUACAAGUCACCACACAUUUAUUUAUUAAUUUAUUCCCAAUCUCUCUUUCAAAUGCUUGUCAUAAUAAAAGACAUUCAGACUUUCGAUUUUAAAUUAACUUUGGAUCACUAAUGUUUUCACAGUCUGUGAAUGUAUGUUUUGUUCCUAUUUAAGUUUUAGAUCACUUUAUUGUCAUGUACUGCAUUUUUACGUCUCAUACCCUCUUUAUUUGCAUCCUAAUCUCUUUCCUUCUCCUUGGCAGAAUCAUGGUCUGUAAUCUCUUGCCAAAUUUUAAAAUUGCAUACAAAAGUAUUCAUGCACUAUUUGUAAUGAAAAUGUAUUCAGUAGCUUUUUGAUUUAAAAUGUUAACAUGAUGAUAAAGUGUGGUGAGGAACAACCAUGAUUUCUUUACAUAUGUAAAACCAAAUUUUUUAAAAAUGUAUUCAACUUAAAAUAUAUUUCCUAGUAUAAACAACUUUUAAUAUAGCAAUAAAAGUAGAAUUUUUAACAUAGAAGUUAUGGCUCACAAGAUUUAUAAGUGAUGUUAACCUGGUUUCUCCUUUGUUAUCACCUACUUACUGGGAAUAGAUUCAAACACCUUUUUGUAUUUGACAGCUUAGAUAUCGCCAAACCAAUGCAGUUUAUAACAAAUUGUGGGGUAUGCUGUAGCUAACCUUAUAAAGUUGUAAUAUAGCCAUGUAAAAUAAUUAUAUAUUUUGUUUUGCUGUGGUCACUUAAAGUGGCACUACUGUAGUUGCUGUUGCUUUAUUAGGUAAACAAAAAAUAAAUAUAUAAAUUGUUCUUUUUAA
Messenger RNA from Cavia porcellus (domestic guinea pig), 3954 nucleotides. RefSeq names its product endothelin receptor type B (gene Ednrb). Gene Ontology annotation, cellular component: plasma membrane. The transcript is spliced from 7 exons. Gene Ontology annotation, molecular function: endothelin receptor activity. The coding region runs from base 244 to 1500 and encodes 418 amino acids. Lineage: Eukaryota; Metazoa; Chordata; Mammalia; Rodentia; Caviidae. The record is from RefSeq and is a predicted model, not a curated record. Gene Ontology annotation, biological process: regulation of blood pressure; vasoconstriction; developmental pigmentation.